Messenger RNA from Westerdykella ornata, 1101 nucleotides. Its product is annotated as N-terminal nucleophile aminohydrolase. The transcript is spliced from 5 exons. The coding region runs from base 131 to 868 and encodes 245 amino acids. Gene Ontology annotation, biological process: proteasome-mediated ubiquitin-dependent protein catabolic process. The record is from RefSeq and is a predicted model, not a curated record. Gene Ontology annotation, cellular component: proteasome core complex; proteasome core complex, alpha-subunit complex; nucleus. Lineage: Eukaryota; Fungi; Ascomycota; Dothideomycetes; Pleosporales; Sporormiaceae.
AGGACAACACCACAACACCUCGCUCUCAUUCCCGUAACUAGGCCUUCGCUUCCUCUUAUUGCCUCCUCUGCGCACUUUCUAGCUGUCAUAUAUCUGUUUUGCCAGACUCUGCCACAAGCACUCAAUCAAUAUGUUCAUAGCACGCAGCGAAUAUGACCGCGGCAUCAACACCUUCUCUCCCGAAGGCCGUCUCUUUCAAGUCGAAUACUCCCUAGAAGCCAUCAAGCUCGGAUCAACAGCAAUCGGUGUUGCCACAGGCGAGGGUGUCAUUCUAGGUGUUGAGAAGCGCGUCACCUCCACCCUCCUCGAGACCAGCUCCGUCGAGAAGAUCGUCGAAAUCGACCGCCACAUUGGAUGCGCCAUGUCCGGACUGCAGGCCGACGCGCGGAGCAUGGUAGAGCACGCUCGCGUGGAAUCUCAGAACCAUGCUUUUCAUUAUAAUGAGCCGCUACGAGUCGAAAGCUGCACACAGGCGAUAUGCGAUCUGGCGCUGAGGUUUGGCGAGGGCGCAGAGGGAGAGGAGAGCAUCAUGUCAAGACCGUUCGGUGUGGCACUCUUGAUUGCGGGAUAUGACGAGGACGGCCCGAGCCUUUACCAUGCCGAACCCUCCGGCACGUUCUACCGGUACGAUGCCAAAGCCAUCGGUUCCGGUUCCGAGGGCGCCCAAGCCGAGCUCCAAAACGAGUUCCACAAGUCGCUCACGCUAGCCGAAGCUGAAGUGCUGGUCCUCAAGACACUCAAGCAGGUCAUGGAGGAGAAGUUGGAUAGCAAGAAUGUGCAGUUGGCGAGUGUAACAAAGGAGAAGGGCUUUAGGAUCUAUACGGAUGAGGAGAUGGAGGAGGUAGUGGGCAGGCUACCGACGAACUAGUGCUCUAGGGUUGGCUUUGAGACCAGAGUCAAGAAAGCGUCUUGAGCAGGAAUGAAAAGGUAUUUGAGCGGACACGGAGUGACAAACAUAGAUCAACAUCUACGCUCUCUCCAGCAGCGAUGCACCAGUAACCAGACGGAUCUGUCAAUACAAGACGAAACAAUUGUCCUCCAAUGGAGGACGCAGAAGAUAUGUGAUCCAAUGACACCUAAUUCAAUCAUGAAGAAAUCUGC